GAUAACUCUGUUGUACUUCCGGUUUGAAAAGGGUUUUGACAACCGAGUGAACCCGUCAACAAUGCAACAAAUGUGUAAAUAAGAAUAUCUUACAGUAUUGAUGAUGGAAGGACAAAAAGACCAAGAGGUCCUGGUGGAAAGUUUUAAACAAAAUGGCUACAUAUUGAAAUCUGACAUACUCACGAAGGAAGAAACUGAGUGCUAUUUGAAGGGUUUUCUGGACUACGAGAACCGCUUGGGAGGAAAAGUUACCGGCACCUACAGAUUUAAAGCCCAUCUUUUGUUGCCGUGGUUACACGACCUUGUAACCCAUCCCAAGGUUGUGGAUCUUGUUUGUCAGCUCCUUGGUCCUGAUGUUGUGUGCUGGUCAACAGAUCUUUUUCCCAAGGAUCCUGGAUCUGGGAAGUCCUGUGGGUGGCACCAGGACUCCACAUACAUAGGUAUGGACCCUCCUGAUGCCCUGACAGUGUGGGUCGCCUUAACAGAUUCCAACAUAGAUAACGGCUGUGUGGAAUUCUCCUCAAAAAGUCAUCUAAAAGGCCAGCUUGACCACACAAAUACGAUGUCAGACAAAUCCAUGCUGCUGUAUGGCCAAGAAAUUCCUGUGGAAGUAGAGAAAUCUACCAUUGUUUCUGCGGAAUUGACUGCUGGUCAAGCAUCUGUCCAUCAUGUGAUGACCGUUCACUCCUCGGGACCUAACAAUAGUAACGUACGCCGAAUAGGUGUCGCCCUACGAUACUGUGGUGCGUAUGUGAAGCAGAAGUUGGAUAUCGGAGACUCUGUCACCUAUGUGUGCGGACAGGACCAUGGACAUUUUUCCUUUGAGCCUCAGCCAUCUAAGAUUUUCGGUGAAGAGGAGAUCAUUGCCCAUCGGAAAGCCUGUGGCCCUGUCGGACCCAAGGACUUGAUAGCUGUCAAAUAACACAACACAUAGGUCAAGGUCACAUUGUUAAAUAGAUUCUAUUAUAAGAAUCUAUUUUGCAUACCAAAUGAAAUUGUCAUAAAGGAUCUUGUAAAAGGCCAAGAUAGUUCAAGGUUGCAAUUAAUUGGAUCUCUCUUGCAUACACAAGAAAGUUUUUAAUACAGGUCAAGAUCAGUGUUAUAAAAUAUUCUAUCGUAAGAUUUCUUUUGCUUAUCAGAUAAUGAAUGUAUGAACUGAAAUUUACUUGCUCAGCAAAAAAAUAAAAAUGUUUUCGUUAGAAACACUUUUAUCGACAUCUCUUAAAUAUCAGAUGGAUUCAUUAAUGACCUUCUUGAUUUUAACCUUUGACCUUAAUAUAAAUGAGUGUUAGAUUCAUCUGAAUAAAACACAUGUAUGUUAAUGUUUCAUUUUAAUUGAGGUCACAAUUAAUAUAUUGUUUAUGUUGAAAAUACAGCCAUUUGUGCCUGUUGAUGGGAUGUUCACUCCACUUAGAUAUAAAAAAUGAAAAAAUAGAUCAACAUGGUUUGGUUUAAUAUUUAAUAUCCUAUUAUAAGCUAAGGUCA
Messenger RNA from Mizuhopecten yessoensis (Yesso scallop), 1485 nucleotides. RefSeq names its product probable alpha-ketoglutarate-dependent hypophosphite dioxygenase. NCBI's taxonomy places the organism in Eukaryota, Metazoa, Mollusca, Bivalvia, Pectinida, Pectinidae. The transcript is spliced from 6 exons. The record is from RefSeq and is a predicted model, not a curated record. The coding region runs from base 101 to 922 and encodes 273 amino acids.